This is a messenger RNA of Larimichthys crocea (large yellow croaker), 612 nucleotides long. Its product is annotated as G-protein coupled receptor 4. The annotation marks the transcript as partial. Gene Ontology annotation, cellular component: membrane. The transcript has 3 exons. The record is from RefSeq and is a predicted model, not a curated record. Gene Ontology annotation, biological process: G protein-coupled receptor signaling pathway. Lineage: Eukaryota; Metazoa; Chordata; Actinopteri; Sciaenidae. Gene Ontology annotation, molecular function: G protein-coupled receptor activity.
AUUGCCAAAAGUGCACUGAUAUACACAGUCAUCAGUGUCGGCCUUCCUUUGAUCCUCGUGGCCAUCUGUGCUCUCUUUUCUCAGGUGAGAAAUGGUCAAGUUGCUCCGAUCUACGUCAUCAACCUUCUCAUCACCGACCUCAUUCAGCUCUGCUGCUUGAGCGUUAUGGUGACAUCACUUAAGAAUGAGAAGAUACAGCUAACUGCACAUUUUAUUUACGAUAUCUGUCUGCUGGCCAGUGUUGGCUUCAUGGUGUGUGUCGCCCUGGAAAGGUAUUUGGUCAUCGCCUGGCCACUGUGGUACCGCUUCAGACGAACCAUCAAGACCUCUGUGGUGGUCUGUGUCCUGGUCUGGAUCUUUCCUCUUGUCUUUCUCCUCACUUUCUAUUUCUGGGUUGAUUUUAAGGUCACAGUCACCAUAUUCGCUGUCUCCUUCCUCCUUCCCUUCCCACUGUUCAUAUUCUUCCUGGGUGGGACCCUCAAAGCUCUGUCUGCCAGCACUGUCCCCUCUGAUGAAGAACGAAGAAUUGUGGGAGUUUUGGUUCUAUUGCUGCUUAUUUACACACUGCUGUCAUGCCCAUUCAUCUGGUUACUGUCAGAGGAAGAGGAAUGA